Juglans microcarpa x Juglans regia is the source of this 540-nucleotide messenger RNA. RefSeq lists its product as uncharacterized. The coding region runs from base 1 to 540 and encodes 179 amino acids. The record is from RefSeq and is a predicted model, not a curated record. The transcript has 2 exons. NCBI's taxonomy places the organism in Eukaryota, Viridiplantae, Streptophyta, Magnoliopsida, Fagales, Juglandaceae.
AUGACUCGCGGUAGAAUACCUCGGAACCCAGAAGGAGGCAUCAAUCAAGAGAAUCUGAAUCCCCCAAUGGAUAGAGGAUUAGCUGAAGCUGUAUGUCUGCUGGCCGACGUGCUUAGACAACAACAACAGCAGCAAGCGCACGUACCCAGACCCGAAGUCAGGGGUUGUCCGUAUGAGAAGUUAUUGAUCCACCGCUGUCCAAACGUUUCUGGUAGUGAAGAGCCGUUGAAAGCCGAGAAAUGGAUUAUGGAUCUCGAAAGGACAUUUGAGAUAUGUGGUUGUACUGAGGACCAGAAGCUCCUAGUUAGGGAACUAGGAAGUCUCGCUGCACUGUCAUGGGAGAGAUUUAAGGAAGAGUCCGACAAUAGAUUCUUCCCGGAUUCUGCCAAACAGCCGAAGGCACAGGAGUUCGCGAGUUUAACUCAAGGCAGUCUGACCGUAGAACAAUAUGCUGCUAAGUUCAUGGCAUUAGGAAGGUUUGCACCACACUUGAUUGCUACUCAAAGGAUGCAGGCACAGAAGUUUCAAGCAGGACUUUAA